This is a messenger RNA of Athene cunicularia (burrowing owl), 1346 nucleotides long. RefSeq names its product GRB2 related adaptor protein (gene GRAP). Gene Ontology annotation, molecular function: protein binding. The transcript is spliced from 5 exons. NCBI's taxonomy places the organism in Eukaryota, Metazoa, Chordata, Aves, Strigiformes, Strigidae. The record is from RefSeq and is a predicted model, not a curated record. Bases 64 to 720 code for a protein of 218 amino acids.
CCCACACCGCGGGGCAACGAGCCCCCGGGACCCCUUGAAACCACCCCCCUGACAGCCAGCACCAUGGAGUCGGUGGCUCUCUACAGCUUCCAGGCGACAGAAAAGGAUGAGCUGCCCUUUCACAAAGGGGACACCCUGAAGAUCCUCAAUAUGGAAGAUGACCAGAACUGGUACAAGGCUGAGCUGUACGGCUGUGAAGGCUUCGUCCCCAAAAACUACAUCAAGGUCAAGCCACACCCGUGGUACGCGGGCAGGAUCUCCCGGCAUCUGGCAGAGGAGCAGCUCCUCAAACGCAAGCACCUGGGAGCCUUCCUGAUCCGCGACAGCGAGAGCGCCCCGGGGGAAUUCUCCAUCUCUGUCAACUACGGGCAGCACGUCCAGCACUUCAAGGUGCUCAGGGAGAGAAAUGGCAAAUAUUUCCUCUGGGAGGAAAAGUUCAACUCCCUCAACGAGCUGGUGGAUUUCUACAGGACAACCACCAUCGCCAAAAAGCACCAGAUCUUCCUCUGGGAUGAGGAUCAGACCCAGGAGGUACCAUCAGGGGCCAAAUUUGUGCAAGCCCAGUUUGACUUCUCGGCCCAUGAUGGUUCCCACCUGACCUUCCUCCGUGGGGACAUCAUUGAGGUCCUGGACUGCCCCGAUCCCAACUGGUGGCAGGGGAAGAUCUACGGGCGCGUCGGCCUCUUCCCCCGCAACUACGUCCAUCCCAUCCGCAAGUGAGCUUCCACCAGCACUGCGGGGAGGACCGCGGCCCCUGCUGCCCCCCAGUCUCUCCCGGAGCUGCUUUGUGCCUGCACGUGGACUGCACGUCCCUCUGUCCCCACGGACGGUGCCUGUCCCCAUGCCGGGCUGCUGACACGCACAGUCCCAACGUGGGCCAUGCUGGAGGUAGAAGCCAGGUUGGUGGUGAUCCCCAUCCAGGGGCUGCCUGGCUCCGGCACCCCAAAACAUCAGCGACAGCUCCCCCGACCCAGGAAACCUCCACCUCCACCAGCCCAGGCAUGGCCUCUGGCUGCAGGCUAGCAGCAGUGCUCCCAAGGGAGGGAGCACAGAGCCUUCAACCAGAGCCAGAAAAACUUUUCCAGAGCCACAACCCCGCAGGGUGACAGUAACAGAGAGGACGAGCAUGUGCACCCCAAACCAGAGCCUGGAAGCAAAGCCCCGGCUCCGAGGGGUGCUGCAGGCAGCCAGGAUGUAGCCGGGCUCGGUAACUCCACAGAGGGGGUGUUGGGGCUCAGGGCGCUGGGGGAAGGCUGGUCCAUCAGGAUUUUAGUCCUGCAGGUGCUGUUCACAGCUGCAAAUUGUGGCUUUUAUAUUAUUUUUUUAUUUAGAGCUAGUAAAAUGUG